Molecule: messenger RNA, 3776 nt
Organism: Nicotiana attenuata
Lineage: Eukaryota; Viridiplantae; Streptophyta; Magnoliopsida; Solanales; Solanaceae
Product: pentatricopeptide repeat-containing protein At1g03560, mitochondrial
Exons: 6
Coding region: 101-2155 (684 amino acids)
Molecular function (GO): protein binding
Source: RefSeq, a predicted model, not a curated record
CAAAAGUGCCAAAAACCUGAACGCACAUUUGAACUGAACCUCCUCGAAAAUUGUUAAAAGCUGCAUCUUCAACUUCAACCCAGUGAACUAAAAACCCCAGAUGAGAAAAACCCUGAAAAAACCCCUUUGUUCCAUUUCUGCAACUUCCAAAUCCAACAACAAUGGCACAAACCAAUAUUUCUCCUUCAAACUACCAAUCAAUCAAUCAAAUACAUCUAAGUUCCAAACAGGCCCAUGUUAUUCAGACCCAUUUUCUUCAUAUUUUCCAUUUUCCCAAUUACCCAAAUCAAAAAGAUCCAAUCUUUACUUAAAUUUCACUUCAAACCCCAAAAGGCUAUUUUCUACUCUUAACAUCCCACCUCCAGAAUGGGUAAAUCCAUUCAUUGAUCUUUCUGAUUUAGUUACAGACCCUAAAGAUCUCAAAAUAUCACCAUGGGUCCCACAAAUUUUGAAUCUUUUAGACAAUUCACACUCAAUGGAGCAGAAUUUAGAUGCUUAUUGUUGCAAAUUUUUGAUCAAAUUAUCUCCUAGUUUUGUUGCAUAUGUGUUGAAGUCAGGUGACCUUGCUGGUAAGCCUGAUAUCGCGUUUCGUUUCUUUUAUUGGGCUGGUAAGCAAAAAGGGUAUGCUCAUAAUGUUGAAUGCUAUGUGUUUUCAAUUCAGAUUUUAUCUGCUUCGCGCGAAUUGGAUAGAAUUAAGCACGUGUUUAGUGAAUUUAAGCAUAAAGGUAGUGGUUUGUUGAUGAAUGUCGGGGCGGUUAAUUCUUUGAUUAGGAGUUUCGGAGAACUUGGGAUGGUUGAAGAAUUGUUAUUUGUGUGGCGUCGAAUGAAAGAAAAUGGUAUUGAGCCUAGUUUGUAUACCUAUAACUUUUUGAUGAAUGGAUUGGUUAAUUCCAUGUUUAUUGAAUCGGCUGAACGCGUUUUUGAGGUUAUGGAAAGCGGGAAAGUUAAUCCGGAUAUUGUUACGUAUAAUACUAUGAUUAAAGGGUAUUGUAGAUCAGGGAAGCUUCAAAAGGCAAUGGAGAAAUUUAGAGAUAUGGAGGUUAGGAAAGUGGAAGCUGACAAGAUUACGUACAUGACUCUGAUGCAAGCAUGUUAUUCGGAGGAGGAUUUUGAUUCUUGUUUGGGACUUUAUCACGAAAUGGAGGAAAAGGACUUGGGUAUUCCACCACACGCUUAUACGUUAGUGAUUGGAGGGUUUUGUAAAACUGGGAAGGUUUUGGAAGGGUUAACUGUUUUCGAGAAUAUGAUCAAGAAGGGUUUUAAACCUAACCUGUCGAUUUAUACUGCUUUGAUUGAUUCAUACAUGAAACUUGGAAACUUGGAUGAGGCGAUGAGACUUUUCGACAGACUGAAGAAUGAAGGAUUUGAACCAGAUGAGGUAACAUUUGGGGUUAUUGUAAAUGGUUUAUGCAAGAGUGGGAGGUUGGACGAGGCAAUGCAGUGGCUCGAGUACUGUCAAAAUAACAAUGUAGCUAUCAAUGCCAUGUUUUAUUCAAGUCUUAUUGAUGGUCUAGGAAAGGCAGGGAGAGUUGACGAGGCCAGAAAACUCUUUGAGGAGAUGGCCGAGAAGGGAUGUACGCGUGACUCUUAUUGUUAUAAUGCGCUUAUUGAUGCCUUGGCCAAAAAUGGGAAAAUCGAUGAAGCUUUGGUGCUUUUUAAGAGAAUGGAAGAGGAAGGUUGUGAUCAAACAGUUUAUACAUAUACAAUAUUGAUCAGUGGCUUGUUUAAAGAGCAUCAAAAUGAAGACGCAUUGAAAUUGUGGCAUAUGAUGAUUGAUAAGGGUAUAACUCCAAAUGCCGCUUCUUUUCGAGCCCUUUCAACUGGGCUUUGUCUUUCUGGAAAGGUGGCAAGAGCGUGUAAGAUAUUGGAUGAGCUUGCACCAAUGGGUGUUAUCCUUGAGACAGCUUUUGAAGAUAUGAUUAAUGUUCUGUGCAAGGCAGGUCGUAUAAAACAGGCUUGCAAAUUAGCUGAUGGGAUUGUGGAUAGAGGUCGAGAAAUUCCUGGAAAAGUUCGUACCGUCUUGAUUAAUGCCUUGAGAAAGACAGGGAAUGCUGAUAUGGCAGUGAAGCUGAUGCAUAGUAAGAUUGGCAUUGGAUACGACAGGCAGGGUAGUAUUAAAAGGAGAGUGAAGUUCCGAGUGCUGGUGGAAAGCUGAGGCUAAAGCUGGAUAGCGGGGUUACUAUUGGGACAUUCAAGAAUGUUAUUGUGCUACUAUCAUGGGAGCGUGUUGGUAACGCAAUGAUGGUUGUUACGUUCCUGUUUGGUCAAUGUAAGGCAAAAUCAAUGAUGUGAUCAAAUAAGCAAUGAAAAUGCCAUUUGACAAAGCAAUGCAUAUCUGCCACUUUAUGGAGUUCUAACAAGCAAAUAAAGAGUUUCAACUUCAUUCAUUGUUGCAGCAUCGCUGGGGAGCUUUGGAGUAUUUUGUAGAAAGAUUUUUUCGACUCCAGCUUCAUGUAGUGCAUCAUCAUUGAGGAGUUUUGACUCUUAUUAAUUGAAACGCCACUAUUUUCGACUUCCAUUGCAUGUUGAUAGAGAAGAAAUCAAUGACUCAAAACUUACAGGGUAAUGAGGGAGGUUAAAAAGCAUGCACACGAAGAAAGACGCUUGAUCGCGAGAUAUGUUGUUCAAGAGUUUGUAGAGAAAGAUUAAUUUGUUGUUGUGGAAGAUGUUGUAAGAAAAGUCAAGGUAGGUUAAAGUGUGUAUGCAUUAGUUAAUUACUUCAGAUCGAACAUGGUUGAAGUUAAUAAAUGUACUUACAAGCUUUUUGCAAGCUAAGUCUAUCUUCUUAUUCAUAGUCUCAGGCUUUGUAAGGCAGAUUCACUUGUUCUUCACUGCUCAUCAGUUCACUUUUAGUUUCAUUCUUCUUUUUUUGUUUAAGUAACAGUAGUGUCCAGGCCAGCUUGUGGCGCAUCUCGAUUAUUGCACAUUGUACCUUUUACCUCCAACCAUCACAAGUCUUGCUAACUCGGUCCACCAAAGCUUAAGCUGAUGGAAUGAAAUUGAUUCUGCUUUCAACCCUAGCUAGGCCACACCCUUGGUUUAGUAUUCAUUAUUUUAAUAAACAGCCCAUUCGAUAAUAUUUAGGCAUUGAUUCAGUUGUUUUUAUGCUUCUUUACAACAUCAUAUGUAUAAUUGGUUGCAAUUUGGCACUCCUGUUAUUAUGAUAUCAAAUAUACAAUUAGUUGGACUUUGACACUAAUGUUUUAGUUGCUAUAUUUUGUCUUCCUUUGCCAAACCAUGCUUUUGUGAAUUGAAAUCUUUCUUAUAUGUUAGAAUCUACAUGUCCCAACACCAAUCAGCAUGCUGGCUUUAUGGCAAUACUCACUUGUUCUCAAUGCACUCAGUACUAAAUGCAGGAACACAAGAAGAAUUAAGUCAUAUGGAGAUAGGUAAGUGGGUUGAGCCGGGGGUCUAUCAGAAACAACUUCUCUACCUUCACAAGCCACAACAUGCGGAUUCUUUGUUGACGGGAUAUGCCAAAGUGGUUCAGAUAUAGCAACAGAACAGUGGAACUGAAAAGAAGAACGCGUCCAUGCUGUCCAUGAGUUUGAGUACAUGAGAUGAGUAUCAAGGAGAAAUUCGCGUUUGGAGCUACUCACCAUAAGGAGCUGCCUUUCAAUUAAACACAUACAUUUCUUUAUCAAGGAAGAUGCUAUCUUUUAUUGGCUUUGUGAAUUUAACUUUGUAUUAGGAUCACAAAAUGAAAGAUAUGGUAUCUGAAUUUUCGAAAGUGGAGGAAGCCAAACCAUGUCUUGAAAGGACAUAUAUCUUUUUUA